AUGGAGGAUGAUUUGGAUUCGACUACCAUAGAGCAAUUCCGGGCGAAACCGCCCCACCAGUCACCUGAGGUAUUAAUCGCAGCUGUGACUGUAAAUUGUCUCGUGGCGGCAAUAAAUGGUGAAGCAGCCACCGAUAAAGCGGCAGUGCCAUACAUCGAUAUGCUGUUGCCGCCAUUCGAAGAUGUGCCAGACAACAGCAAAGAUGCAGCAACUAAAAAUAAGGUAACAGCCAAGGUGAAAACUGAAGCUACAACAACUACUACAACAAAAAAACCAACUACAACGACUACAACGAAAAAAUCCAUAACUAAUGAGGUGAAUAAUAGUUUACCUGAACUAUCGAUUGAGGCUUUAUUGCCACCAUUAUUUGAGGCUAAAACUGAACAGGAAGAAACUAAGAAAACUACAACACAAAAACCUACCACAACAACAACGACGACUACCAGAAGGCCAACAACAACUACAGCUAAAACAACCACCACCACCGCUAAGCCCACAACGACAACCACUACAAGAACUACUGUGCAACCUUCUAAAUUAGAAGUACCUGACUUAUUUUUGGACUCUUUGCUGCCUCCCUUGCUCGAUAAUAACAUUGUUGAUGGCAAAGAAGAAAAGGUAGCGGUAACCACACAAAAACCUAGUCUUUCAUUCAAAACUACUAAAAAAUCUUACUACCAACAACAACAAACACAACAGCUGAAAGAUCAAAAACAACAACAAUUAAAACAUUUACAAGCCAGCACCAGCAAAGAAGUUAAGAACUACAACAAACCAGCAGCCACCAUCUCAGCCGCCGAUAAGCAUGUUGCUGAAAGCAAAACUCAAACAAAACAGGUUCCCUUGACUACUCACAAACAAAACAUCAAGUUGCAAAGCAAGAUCGAAACCAUGGCUAAGCAACAUGUAGCUAAACAAGUAGCACAACAAAGACACUCAAUUGGCAACACGCAGCACGAUGAUAAACAAUUCAAUAAUAAUUAUAGUUUUGAUUUGUAUUUCGGUUCGACUACAGCAAGGCCAGCAAAAAGUGGUCUACCCACAAUUACACCAUUCCCUCAUCGUUUGGGAAGAUAAAAGAAUUUUGAACGGAUCUUACACUACAUUUUUAAGACUUAAUUUAUUAUAAAUACCCCUCAAAAUAAAAAAACACAAUAAAAAUUUUAAAAAUUAA
Calliphora vicina (urban bluebottle blowfly) is the source of this 1174-nucleotide messenger RNA. RefSeq names its product salivary glue protein Sgs-3-like. The transcript has 2 exons. Bases 1 to 1077 code for a protein of 358 amino acids. The record is from RefSeq and is a predicted model, not a curated record. Lineage: Eukaryota; Metazoa; Arthropoda; Insecta; Diptera; Calliphoridae.